This is a messenger RNA of Micromonas pusilla CCMP1545, 1028 nucleotides long. RefSeq lists its product as uncharacterized. The transcript is spliced from 3 exons. The record is from RefSeq and is a predicted model, not a curated record. The coding region runs from base 31 to 933 and encodes 300 amino acids. NCBI's taxonomy places the organism in Eukaryota, Viridiplantae, Chlorophyta, Mamiellophyceae, Mamiellales, Mamiellaceae.
CCGCGCGCCGAGCGCACGCACCGCGCGCGCAUGGGCAACGGUCCCGACCCGAACGCGCCGCCGCCGCAGGGCGGCGGCGGCGGCGCGCUCCCGCCGAUACACGGCGCGCGGCAGGGCACGCCGCAGUCGCGACCGAUGAGCGACCCGGGCCCUCCUCCUCCGGGGCCCCCGACGAACCCGCCGGGCGCGGUCAACGUCCCGCCGUCGAACGUCCAGGGCACGCACACGUCGUACAGCGAGCCCGCGAUCGGCGUCCCGAUCGGCGGGCCGCAGCACCCGGGACCCGGGGCGUACUACGCGGGGCAGCAGCCGUACGGCGCGCAUUCGACGCAGCCGGGCGCGGCGCAUCAUCAGCAGCCCGGCCCGCAUCAGUACUACCACGGCGCGCCCGCGCCGAUAAAUCCGCACUACAACGCCCACCCGCACGGCGGCGUGGCGUACUUACAGACCGUGGAGGUGCACCCGGGGAACUACUACCACACGCUCGCGGACGGCACGACCGUGCGCAUCUCCGAGGAGACGCUCCCGGUGGAGCACGAGGAGGCGGUCGUCCUGUCCAAAUCGCUUCGCAUCUUCAGCAUCAUCGACGUCGUCCUCUGCGUGCUGUACAUCAUCACCGGGCUGUACUGGGCGAUGCUCGCGAUACUGGGCCCGAUCAUGGGAUACGUCGGCGCGAAGAACUACUCCCCGGGGUACACCAUCGUAUACUUCGUGUUCACGCUUCUAAACCUCGUGUGGAAGGUGGCCAUCUUUAUCAUCAACACGGAUCUCUUCACGCGCGUGCUCACCGCGCUGCUGGUGUGCGUGCAGAUUUACAUCGCGCGGCUGUGCUGGCAGUUUUACAAGUUGAUCAAGCACUUCAGCGAGAUCGAGUGCAUCACGCUGAGAGCGUUCGAGGGGAGCAUGAUCUACCCGGCGAGGCCUGGGUAUUGACGACGACGACGACGUGUGUACGACGACGUGUGUACGACGACGACGAUAGCCUUACGAUAUAUAGAAGAAGAGACGCGCGAAAUAACGUAGUAAAC